AUGGCAAGCAUCGCAAUGGCUCGAUUGAUUGGAAACGCUGAACAUAUAUCUGAUGCGGCUAAUAACUCGGAAUCGUACCGAGUAUUAAGGGGCCGCGUGAGUGUUUUAAAGAUAGCUCCGGAUGCACGAUUUAUGCCGUACCUAGAGUUAGCCGGAUUUGGGUCAGUAGCAUUGAUCCGGUCAUCCGACUUGCAAUUUGAUUUAUUAUUCGCGCUAGUGGAGCGGUGGCGUCCAGAGACCCAUACUUUCCAUUUUCCGUGCGGGGAGUGCACAGUGACGUUGGAGGACGUUGCAGUGCAGCUUGGGCUCCCAGUUGGUGGGAGUCCCGUUACCGGACUAUCUUCAUUAACCGAUCCGGCUGCAGUUUGCUAUCAACUCCUAGGAGAGUCACCAUGGGACGGUGAUAAAUUUUUCUCCGUCUUAAAAUUUACAUGGUUAAGAGCCAAAAUUUGUCGACUAUCAAUGACCGCCAGUGAAGGUGAGUUGAUGUGCGCUGCUCGAGCGUACAUCAUGCAUAUGAUAGGGGCACUACUCAUGCCUGAUGUAAACGGCGACAGUGUCCAUUUGUCGUACUUGCCUCUGCUUGCUGAUUUGUCCACGGCUAGGUCGUACAGUUGGGGUUCGGCCGUUCUAGCAACGUUGUACAAGGAGCUUUGUCGGGCGGUAGACCCGCAAGUUAAAGACAUUGGCGGAUGCCUGAUACUGCUGCAGUCAUGGGCCCUUUAUCGGAUGCCAUUUUUGGCACGAGUUAGUCACCAACCCUAUCUAUAUCCACUGCCACUCAGGUGGACGACCCGUCCAGGAAUCAGAAAGUCGAGUGAUGUCCCGAUAUACCGCAUGAGGAUUGAACAGCAUGCUCGGGAAGGGUUUAUAUGGAUGCCGUAUCGGAGGCCGGAAAUUGCAAAUGUUGUACCCCCGUUCGCACUCGUUGAUUCCCACACAUGGUGCACAAACACACCAAUUAUAAAUUUCAACAUCAUCGAGUGGUAUCACGGUGAUCGGGUGCUUCGGCAGUUCGGCUGCAUCCAACCUAUCCCGGAUCCACCAUGCCAGUUGCGGGAAGAUCACGGCUUGACAAAGAGAGGAAGGGUUCAAUUGGACUGGGGAAUAUAUCACCGAAAAUACGUCGCACUGUGGUACGAUCGAAUGAGCCGAAUUCCUCAGAUGGUUAUGGCUACCGACCUGCAGCCAUCUCGAGAGUAUACAGAAUGGUACCAUAGUCGCGGGAAGCCGUAUUUACUUGGAGCGCAAUCGACGAUAAUCCCCCCGUACGUUCAGCAAGUUAGGGAAUCGGAAGCAGACAGCACGAUGGAUCCAGAUCCGACGGCAUUUUGUCUUGCAGAACAGGCAGAGCCCGGACAAUCAGAACCAAAUGAGGAAUCACAUGGCUAUCAUCCGGAUUUGUUGGGCGGUGAACAUUAA
Gossypium raimondii (Peruvian cotton) is the source of this 1422-nucleotide messenger RNA. RefSeq names its product serine/threonine-protein phosphatase 7 long form homolog. Lineage: Eukaryota; Viridiplantae; Streptophyta; Magnoliopsida; Malvales; Malvaceae. The transcript has 5 exons. Gene Ontology annotation, biological process: meristem development; meristem maintenance. The record is from RefSeq and is a predicted model, not a curated record. The coding region runs from base 1 to 1422 and encodes 473 amino acids.